CCUCCGCCUCCGCCAUUUAGUCCUUCCCGGCGCCGCGCCGGAGCGCCCGGGUGAAGCGGCGGGGUCGGUCCGCUCCGGUGCCGCCCGUUCCGCGCGGGGCUGCGCGCCCGUCCGCCGUCCCGGCACCAUGUCGAGCCUGCACCGGAGCAGAAUUGCAGAAUUUGAAGACAUCCUGAGCGAGCCCAACAUUGUGCUGCAGAAGCUGCGUGAAUUUUGUUUCCAUGGAAUUCCUUUUGAAGGUGGUUUACGCUGUCUCUGCUGGAAGAUCCUCUUAAAUUACCUUCCUGUGGAAAGAUCUGCUUGGAGUUCCCAGCUGAAAAAGCAAAGAGAACUAUAUGCCCAGUUCUUGAAGGAAAUGAUUAUUCAACCAGGAAUAGCUAAAGCUGAACUUGGAGUCUUCAGGGAGGACGUCACCUUGGAGGAUCAUCCACUGAAUCCAAACCCCAACAGCCAGUGGAACACUUACUUCAAGGACAACGAAGUGCUGUUACAGAUUGACAAGGAUGUCCGGAGGCUAUAUCCUGAUAUGGCCUUCUUCCAGCGUCCAACUGAGUAUCCUUGUCUGUUGAUCCUCGACCCCCAGAACGACUUUGAGACCCUUCGCAAGCGAGUGGAACAGACGACCCUCAAAUCACAGACAGUGGCCCGAAACCGGAGCGGGGUCACCAACGUGAGUUCACCAGUUAAAACACCAGUGGUGGGCGAAUAUGAAGUUCUGCCUGAUGGCUCAGAAGCCCACUGGGAAGUAGUAGAACGAAUCCUCUUCAUUUACGCAAAGCUGAACCCCGGAAUUGCCUACGUCCAAGGGAUGAACGAAAUUGUUGGGCCUCUUUAUUACACGUUUGCUACAGACCCCAACGGCGAAUGGAAAGGGCACGCCGAGGCCGACACCUUCUUCUGCUUCACGAACCUCAUGUCUGAGAUCAGGGAUAACUUCAUCAAAAGCCUGGAUGACUCUCAGUGCGGCAUCACCUACAAGAUGGAGAAGGUCUACAUCACUUUGAAAGAGAAAGAUGCAGAGCUUUACAUGAAGCUGCAAGAACAGAACAUCAAACCACAGUUUUUUGCUUUCCGCUGGCUAACACUCCUGCUGUCUCAAGAGUUCCUGCUGCCCGAUGUCAUUCGCAUCUGGGACUCCCUCUUCGCUGACGACAAUCGCUUUGACUUCCUCUUGCUGGUCUGCUGCGCCAUGUUGAUGCUCAUUCGAGAUCAACUGCUAGAAGGAGAUUUUACUUUAAAUAUGCGGCUUCUGCAGGACUACCCCAUCUCUGACGUUCACCUGAUUUUGAAGACAGCGAAGGACCUUCAAGACUCUAAAUAGCUCACCAAGCCAAAGGGUCUGUAGAUGUGAUGGCUGCUUGUCUCCUCUGUGGAAGACCUCUGAGUAAGUCCUGAGGAAAUAACAUUUCGUUUUGCCAGGCCCCAGUUCUUCUUCCUUUCCUCCAUCUUCUCAGCUGGAAAUGACUCCUCCUGGUAAUAUUGUUUUUGCAAGUGACUACACAGGGAGAUGAAGUCCAAGCCACGUCUUUCUGAAAGGGGCACGACGGUCCAGAAGCGGGUCUGUCUGCCCCAAAUCCAGGUAGGACUGACCUGGAAUUUGACUCGAUGGGGGAGAACGAACCCCAUUUAGAACUUCUUCUGCAAGAGGCUGCCAAAAGCAGACUCUGCAUGUUAGUCUUUGGGAUCAGCUGUUCUUCCCAGUUGCGUGGUGGUUCUCACUCUCAGUUUAGAUACCAGGACAUUUAGUCCAACGGCUUCCUUGUUGGAUUCCUCCUUUCUUUUUUCGGAGGCCGGCUUUUCUUGGAAGCUCAGCCCACGAGGGCAGAAGAAAGCUUUUUGGAGUGAUGCUGGAAAUGUCUUCUUAUCCAUUGCCUUAGAGUGGACAUAUUCCCUCCGUUGCAGCUGAAAUAUGGAGUACUCUAGAGGUGGACGUUCAAAGGCAAAACCAUGUCCUUGCUUCUCAAUUUAGGCUUUCUGUUGUGACCCUGUUGUGUUAUUUUAUGAUGUGUGAGCUUUCAGGCCAUGUGACAAUGAACUAGAUGUACUCUGCACACACUGGCCAAUGGGCCAGGGGCCAACCACGGGGCAUGUGGUGGAAAUCUGUUGGAAGGGCCAAACUCUGUACAGGUUGUUGAUCCAUGAAGAUGUGGAUGGGAAGAUACAACAGCUUGCAAGAGUUCUUCCCCAGGGGAGUUGGGCAGGGUCUGUCCAAAAUUGUUGGCACUGAAUGUUCAGUUUGUUCCUAGUGCAUUUCCAUCUAUUCUUUAACCCAAGUGAGAAAAAGCUUCCAGAGGCCCAUAAGCAAUAUUAUAACGGCUUCUAUUCCUCUCCCCCACUGAAAGCGAAGCUCUGGAGAUGAAAGCGAGGUGACUUAGAAUAGCUUGAGGUCAUUCACGGAGUUUUAGAAAACUUUGGGAGAAUUAGCUGCCAGAAUUAGCUGCAAGAGAAACAGCUGCUGAGAUGAAACGGCAGCAGAAGGGACUGCUGGUUUGGAUUGAUGCUGUCUUGGCUCUCUCUUAGAGCAUUUGGUAUUAAACUAUGGCCUUUCUCUUUUUUUUCUCUCUCUCUCUCUAGAUCAGUGUUUCUCAACCUUGGUGACUUUAAGAUGUGUGGACUUCAACUCCCAGAAUUCCCCAGCCAGCCAUGCUGGCUGGGGAAUUCUGGGAGUUGGAGUCCACACAUCUUAAAGUCACCAAGGUUGAGAAACACUGCUCUGGAUAGAUAUAGUGUCAUCACAAGUCAAAGCGCUAACUUUGAGCUUCUAUUCCAACCCUGCGGGAUCUCAGUUGUCCAAGGGUUGGAAGAACAUUAAGGGGUGGGGACCCGGUGUGAAUCUCUACUGCUUUACUAGCCUAAGGUCCUUACUAGCUUACAUUGGGGCUCUCCUACAAGCCUCAGGCCAGGUUCAGACAGCCUGGGCCUCUUGAUCCAUUGGGUUACAAUUUCCGUGCCCAUAAUCCGAAAGGCUGGGGUUUAUUGGAGCUGUAGUCCACUCCUGUAGCAAGCUUGAAGCAUCACUCCAUGUAUUGUUCGUACUAGGAGUUGGGAAUGUUGGGUUCACAGACCCAAUCUAGCCAGGAAAAGUUCUCCAUUUGGUUCACAAGACAUUGAGGGUGAUGCAUCCUCACCACCAAGACCACCAUCACAUCUCUAGGGAAAAGGAAGAGCUGGUAUCUCCCAUCAACAGCUGACUGGAGACAAGGACAUCUUCCUGCCCCCAAGCCUUAACAUAGUGUCCAUUGCAUACAGUGGUAGCUUUCUAGGCGCAAGAAGGCUUCUCAUGAGAGGCCCAUCCUGGCUGUUGAGCCUCCAUCACCUGUAUCCUGGUUCAGUAGUACAUCCCUUCCAGAUGGAUCAUCUUGGUGAACGCUGGGCUCAAAUGGACCUCUGGGCUUUGAGUUCUGCUAACAGCUCUAAUCCAGAUGUGCCUGCUGUGUCUUGGGAGGGGUGCUCAGUAAAACCAUAUCCUAACCCUCCCCUCCUACUUAGAUCUUCAAUAUUCUUUCCCUGCCUAUAAUUGGCUGUUUGUAGCACCCAAGCCCACCAUGAUGCUUUCACAAAAACAAUGGUGGCCACCUCAACAUUGUUCUGAUUAAAUUUGGAUGAGCUGGUUGCAAGGAUUCCCUCGGUGUGCACAAAUUAAUACAUUGAUACAGACCACAGCAAAGACCAUGGCUUGGACCCAUAUCAUAAUAAACAAGCCCAAAUGGAAACACCCUUCUUUGGGUGGACAAGAAUCAAGAUGUGGGUGUAAAAAAUGCUGUUUUUGAGAAUAGGAAGUAGAAGGUAACUCAAAGAAGUUUCCACGUGAUCGGCCUCUGUCAGCCUCCUUAUCAGAUUUAAAAGAGGAAGGUUGCCAUGACAUCUAAUUCACAGAUAAAUACAUUAUUCCCAUUUAAAGUGGCAGAACCAUAUCCUUGCCUGCCUAUACUCUGGGAAAGCCUAAAACUAAUAAUUUAGGGAAGGAAGGUUUUUCCUUGUGCUAGUUUUCUGCUUGCAGGAAGAAUUUUCCCCUCCAUAGAACAUGGACGAAAAGUGAUUACUUUCUCUGGCAGUUAAAACUGCAAGAGCCUAUUGAUCACUUUCAGAACUCUGCCGCGAUAAUAGCAUAUCAUUCUGGAUUAAUUGGGGUUCACAAAAAUUGACUAGGCCUUUGUGACAUUAAGGGACAUUUGUGACAUUUCCUCUACGGUAAAUGUAAUGUGUUGGGCGGGGGUGUUACUGUUUUCCUUGAAUAUAAUGUGGAAAUUGAGAGAUUAGAUCAGUGUUUCUCAACCUCAGCAGCUUUAAGAUGGGCGGACUUCAACUCCCAGAAUUCUCUAGCC
Candoia aspera is the source of this 4325-nucleotide messenger RNA. It is a transcript of the gene TBC1D13, whose product is annotated as TBC1 domain family member 13. The transcript is spliced from 12 exons. NCBI's taxonomy places the organism in Eukaryota, Metazoa, Chordata, Lepidosauria, Squamata, Candoiidae. Gene Ontology annotation, biological process: intracellular protein transport; activation of GTPase activity. Gene Ontology annotation, molecular function: GTPase activator activity. The coding region runs from base 128 to 1321 and encodes 397 amino acids. The record is from RefSeq and is a predicted model, not a curated record.